Molecule: messenger RNA, 2516 nt
Organism: Amoebophrya sp. A120
Lineage: Eukaryota; Dinophyceae; Syndiniales; Amoebophryaceae
Source: the annotation of a GenBank genome assembly
CUCAUUUGCAAUCGUGACAUGGCACCAAAAGAGAAAAACAUCGGUCCUCAAGGUCAACUUCGAAUACAAGUUGCUAAAAGCACCUCGAAGCCCAAACGGUUUUUCGCAUUGUGGUCGAUGAUCCCUUUAUUUCAAACAGAAAGAGCAGGUCUUUUUCUCCCACACCACUUUCGUGCAAGAGGAAACCCAAAUUCAAAUUGCGCCCCCUUGAAACUAAAUUUGCUUCUUAUCUUGAUGUCGGCGUUCAAAUGAGAUGCUUCGCAUCCAUUUGCUUCGCCUUGACGUCGGUAAGGAAACGCGACGUGAAGAUGAUACAAGUACAAGUAGACUCUAGAUAGAUCCUGCUGCAAGCUGCAGUGAUUUUUUGUACCUUGUUUUUUCUUUUCGUAGUUGUUCUCGCCGAGCUCGCGGGUAAUUUAUUAGAGCAGGAUGUCGCGUCUCAGCCCGAUCAACAAAAUCGGGCUUACCGGGCGAUGGGAGCGCAUCCCGUAUACCAGCGUGCCGAACAAUGUCGAUUUGAAGAAGCACCAGAUGCACGGCGAGGGGACUGUUUGGCUUCCGAAGGAAGGCGUGUGGUACGACUUCAAGUCGCAGUUUUACUUCGACCCGAAGAGAGGCCUUUGGUACAACCCCCGGUCCGGUCUGUGGAACCAGCCGGGGGAGCCGGAUUGGUUCGAGCUGAAACGGGACGGGUCCGUGCCCGGUUUCGACGAGCGCGACCCUGUGGAAGAAACGGUGUACGUGGAUGAGGAGGGUAACUUUGAGAACGAGGAGGGAAGGCUGAUCUACGUCAACCCCUACGGCUUUUACCAGCAUUUCGAGGGCAACGCGCUGGAGAAGUACCGCUUCGAAUUUCGCCACCACGCGGUUUCCCCGACAAACGACAAGCAGGAGGAGCACGACGUGGAGUACAUCUACUGCUACAAGGAGGAGGGGACUGGCGAGGUCCAGUAUUUUACGGCAACGGGAUUGCUCGUCGAACCUUUGGGAAGUGGUAAGUACAAGUACGUUUUGCAGAACGAAGAGGUGCAGCGACCCGUGAUCAUCAGGAACGAAAUCCCGGACAUCAUUCUGAAUCCGCCCAAGGAAAAGGGCUUCUUCGACGUGACCGACGACGAGGCAGAGGGGUCCCAGGCGGACUCGCAGGCAGAGAGGAGGAAAGAGGAAGCGGCGGAGAAGAAAAAAGCCGAAGCUGAGGCAGCGGCUGCCGCAGCGUCUGCCGCAGCGCCGUCGUCGCCGGAGGGAGCGACUUGUAGUGAGUUUGUUUUAUUGAUUUUAGUACAUUUCUUGUCGAUUUUUUCACCGAGUUUUGAUGAAAUAAAAAGCAGAAAAAUGUUCUAUCUAGCGGCAGAAUGUAUGAAUCUUCCUUCGAUAUGAAACAAACAUUAAAACAGCUCCUGCGUCGUCCACCGCUAAACAGGAAUUGAAGGAAAAGAAAGCCGCGGAAAAAGCUAAAAAGGCUGCAGCGGACCGGCGGAAGGCGCCCGAUCGCUCGUACUCACCGGAGGCUUACGCGGAGCAGGCUGCGCACAAAGAGAAACUACGCAAACAGCACCUGGACACGCUGAAGACGCCGAAGUUUGGCGGGAGCCGUCCGGUCGGGCGGCAUUUGCCGGAUACGCUCGAGGACAUCAUUGAGCACAUGAAACGCGGCGAUUUGAUGAAGUUCGCAAACGACGACGAGGUGAGCGCGCUUCUGAGGAACGCAAACUUGCCCCCGACGCACUACCCGUUUAAGCGUCCUCCGGCACAGAAACCAAUUCUCGUCUACGACCACAACCGGCCGCAGCAGGGCGACCCGCGGCAAAGUCGUCCACCGUGCAUGAACUUCUACGCGGGGACCUGCAAGAGAGGCGAUUUUUGCUACUGGCGCCACGACGAGGAGCCGAAGCGGAAGGGCAAGCCGGCGGCGGAAAAUAAGGUGUUCUUCGACACCCUCGACUGUCCGAAAAGGCACGGGGUGACGCUGCUGAAGAUGUUUCCAAGAAAGGGGUACGUGUGUGACGUCUGCGAGAAGGAAAUCCCGAUGUACAGCAACGUGUACCAGUGUCGGAUGAAUCGAUGCAAGUUUGACUGCUGCCCGCGCUGCGCGAACGGUGCAAAGCAGAUCAACUGCAUCGCCGUAAGGGACAUGAGCGACGAGACCCCGGACAAUCCGACGCCGGCACCCUCGGAGGUAAUCUGCGAGGAGGUGUACGACGAGGACGAGUUUUCGUCUCGCCGGGGCCGCAGUCGCGGGAGCCAAUAGCAUCGGAUAGAUUUUUUUUGGAAGACUGACACUGUAGGAUUUUUGGAUCAGUUUCCACCGUGUUUCCGGGAGAAGUACGGAUGAAAAACUUGUACAAUUACCUUUGGGCAUUUUUUCGCUAUAGAUUGGGCGAUUUUUCAUCGAGCUUUGGCUUUGUUUUGUCACAGGCUUGAGCAGUCGUGGCGACUCGUGUUUGCAGAUUUUCGCUAUAUUACAGCUUUGCGUGUUCUUCAAAAGUACGAGUCUGUAGCACUUCGGCCAGUGUCGG